Durotheca rogersii is the source of this 1473-nucleotide messenger RNA. RefSeq lists its product as uncharacterized. Lineage: Eukaryota; Fungi; Ascomycota; Sordariomycetes; Xylariales; Xylariaceae. The transcript is spliced from 4 exons. The record is from RefSeq and is a predicted model, not a curated record. The coding region runs from base 1 to 1473 and encodes 490 amino acids.
AUGCCUGAAAGAAAAAGGUCGCUCAGCUUGGAAGCCCCAGAGAGGCGGGGUACCGAAGACCCAGGCGCCCACGAACUUGCCUCUUCCGAAUCCGACGAGCACUUCUCCGAUGCUCAGACAUCCCCCAGGAAUAGUCCCGGGUCCCUCUCCCCUGUACCGCGAACCCGGGUGGAAAAAGUGGACGACGAGCCCUCUUACGGCGAGGUCCCGGGCACCGAGGCCUACGACAAGCGGAUCGAGGAUGCCGAGCCCGACGAGAUCGCCAUCGUCGGCGGUGGACUCGCUCGCCCCGUCUCCCCGGACAGACCUUUGACACCCGGAGGCCAUCCCAUCCCGAAGACGGUGGUCGAGGAAUCGGUGGACCCGCCUGGGUCUGCGCAUCAUAACUAUCACGGAAGUAUCCACGAAGCCGACGCCUCUCCAGACGUUGUUUAUAAGCCGGACGAUACUGGCGAGACACACCCGAUACCUUCCCCGCUAGACACCAGCAAGGAAGUAACUGAUGACACCGCCGCCACCCCGUCAUUAAAGUCUCCGUCGUUCCACCGGCGGAGGAAAUCAUCCACAGCGAAGUCAACGGACGCCUUGGGUGGGGAUAACGCUGGGAACGACGAUGAUGACUUUGGCGACGAUUUUGACGAGUUUGAAGAGGGUGACGAUGACGCCGAUUUCGGUGACUUCGACGAUGGCUUUCAGACAGCUGAGACAGAAGGGUCGGCUCCCCAGCCGGCCCCUCAGUCUCAAGUCGCAAUACCCUCCUUUCCAAUAUUGGAUCUUGAGUCCGAAGACCUCCAAGCAGCUAUAGAACCCUACUUAGACGCCCUAUUCUCCCCCGACGUCCAGGAAAUUCCGCCUCUGCCGUCGCCUCCGAAGGAAAAUCCCAUCUUCUUCAACCCCAGAAGCGCCUCCCUCUGGUCGCAACUGGCCGCUCCGCCGCCCCUCCAACCCCCGGACUGGAUCCGGUCCCGGAUACGGCGCCUGUUCCUCGUCUCGCUCGGCGUCCCCGUGGAUCUGGACGAGAUCCUGCCGGCGUCGAAGCAGAAGAAGCUUGUGCUGCCGUCGAUCCACCGCGUGACAUCGAGCGGGUCACUGCGGUCGACAUCGAGGACGCGGAAGGCGGCGGGGGGCGCGAACGGCUCGUCGGUGUCGGUCGAUUCCCAGGGUAAAGAAGGGGAGGGGGAGGAAAGGAAAACGCGGUCCGCGUCGGCACGGCGGAGGAAAGGCGCAGGCGAGGAGCUGGAGCUCGACCUCGUGUCAGCACGGCAGCUGUGCGCGACGACGGAGGAGGCGCUCGCGGGGAUGACGGACGCCGAAAUCCGGCAGCACGUACAGCGGCUCGAGGACAUGGAGACGCGGGCGCGCGAGGUGCUCGCGUACUGGCAGAAGCGCGCCGACGAGAAGAUCGGCGACCGCGAGGCUUUCGAGGGCGUCAUCGAGAACCUCGUCAAGCACGCGCGCAAGACGAGGAAGUGA